AUGGGCAUGAUCAAGGCGCGGCUGGCGGCGGCCACCCGCGGCCACGCGCUGCUCAAGAAGAAGUCGGACGCGCUCACCGUGCAGUUCCGAGCCAUCCUCAAGCGCAUCGUGGCCGCCAAGGAGGCCGUGGGCGACUCCAUGCGCGGCGCCUCCCUCUCCCUCGCCGAGGCGCUCUACGUCGCCGGCGGCCCCCUCCGGCAUGUCAUCCAGCAGUCCGUCACCGGCCCCGCCCGCCUCCGCGUGCGCGCCCACCACGACAACAUCGCCGGCGUCCGCCUCCCCUGCUUCGAGCACUUCAUGGACGGCGCCGGCGCGAGGGCGCCGUUGCUCGCCGGGCUCGCGGGCGGCGGGCAGCAGGUGUCAGCCUGCCGUGCGGCGCACGUCCGCGCCAUCGAGCUGCUGGUGGAGCUGGCGUCGCUGCAGACGUCGUUCCUGACGCUGGACGAGGCGAUCAAGACGACCAACCGGCGCGUGAACGCGCUGGAGCACGUAGUGAAGCCGCAGCUGGAGAACACCGUUACCUAUAUCAGGGGCGAGCUUGACGAGCAGGAGAGAGAGGAGUUCUUCCGUCUUAAGAAGAUUCAGGCCGUCAAGCAGCGGGAGCUGGAGCGCCAGAUGGAGUCCGCAAAGCUGUACGCCGGGGAGAAGGUCGCUGGCGAGGUCGCACUCAAGCGCGGCGUCUCCCUCGGCACCGCCGCCACCAUGCUGGACAAUGGAGACGGACAGAGGGACGAAGACAUCAUUUUUGGAUACACCUGA
Molecule: messenger RNA, 759 nt
Organism: Triticum turgidum subsp. durum (durum wheat)
Lineage: Eukaryota; Viridiplantae; Streptophyta; Magnoliopsida; Poales; Poaceae
Source: the annotation of a GenBank genome assembly